AUGUCCACACGAAUCAACCGAAUCUUGGGUGUCGGUACUCGGUACUCGGGUGUCGGGUGUCGGGUGUCGGUACUCAACUCGAAACUCGACACUCGAACACACGAAUCACCAAGUACCGAGUACCGAAUCUCGGGUGUCGGGUCUCGGUACUGGGAACUCAGUCACUCGAUCAAUGGACUGGCAGAGGUUACAUUCAUUGAAAACUUCCAUGUCAACCUCCUCAGAAGACUCUUCAACCUUCACCUCAACCUCAACAUCCAUGUCAUCGGAGGAGUUAUAUUCUGGGACAAGGUUGCUUGGAUCACCUGGGUCCACAAUUUCGCUGGACGCAUCUGGAUCCUCUGGAUGAGCAACUUGGUUGUAAUCAAACAGGAGGCCAUCAAUGGCAGAGGCAUCCGGGACUGUUGCGGUUGCGGUUGUGGGAGCAAUGCCUUCCAUUGUGAGAUCAAUGAGAGGUGUUGCAAGGGUUAUCAAUCUUACCAUCCUGCUCUGCCACACGAUCCUCCAGAAGAGCGAUUCAAGUUGUGCCUUGAUGAAUUGCAAUGGCCAUGGAAUGGAGAUCUGUCAUGGGCAUGUCAAGUGCUGCAGCAGGGGACUGCCGGGCCACGUGCUGCAGCCGGACUGCCGAACUCGAGGCCGGAAGAGCUAGAAUGCAAACCUAAGGUCAGAUGA
Molecule: messenger RNA, 672 nt
Organism: Suillus paluster
Lineage: Eukaryota; Fungi; Basidiomycota; Agaricomycetes; Boletales; Suillaceae
Exons: 3
Coding region: 1-672 (223 amino acids)
Source: RefSeq, a predicted model, not a curated record